AUGCCACCACAAUCCGAAGGAACCGACUUGUCCAAACGGAGUUGUAUCCGAUGCAAUCGCCGAAAAGUGCGCUGCGAUCGAAAACACCCCUGCAAGCAAUGCCUCCAAGCUAAGGCCGAAUGCAUCCAUCCGGGAAACAAACGAGCACCACGGAAACUGAGCCGGCUGCCAAUUGCGGCGCUGCGCUCUCGUCUACAGCAGCUCGAAGAGGAAGUGGAGCGGUUACAGGCCGGUGGUGGGCAAUCUGUGUUGAGGUCUCGAUCGGCCGAUGAAGCUGAUCAGCGACAGCCACUGCAUGUCGAGGCCAAACGGCUGCGCGGUAUGUUGGUGGUUCAAGAUGAGACUAGAGCUCGCUAUGUAGGGGACGAAGCGUCUGUUGUUUUGAGAGAUAAGGACAGGGAGCAUCCCGGGUCGGAAUCAGAGUUGGGCGUCGACGCUGGUCGCAUGGAUCCACUUCAACCUCUCCAGAUGGAGAUGCUAUGGCAGGUCUAUAAGUCAAACGUUGCGCCCAUGAUAACGGUCCUGCACACCCCCUCGAUCGAGUCCGUCAUCCGUGACACUUGUGCUAAGCCCGAUGUUGAGCUAGACCCAGGAUCGAGCGCGCUCCUUCGAGCGGUCUUCUUCGCGGCAAUGGUGAGCAUGGAUCCAGCCAAUUGCUGGUCGGUCGUCGGUGAAGAGUGCAAUGUCUGCCUGCGCGAGUUCCGGCUUGCUGUAGCACGAUCUCUAGCAAAGGCCAACCUAGUCAGUUCCGACGACGUCCGGGUUCUGCAGGCCGCGGUUGUAUAUCUGCUAUGUGUGCGCUGCGGAUGCGAUUCCGAACAGGUAUGGGUGGAAGCAGCAAUCGUGGUACACGUGGCGCAACGACAGGGGAUCCAUCGCGACGGUCAAAACCUCGGACUGAGUCCGUUUGAUAUCGAAACGCGGCGUCGAUUAUGGUCAUACAUCUGCAUGUUGGACAUCCUGUACUCCGAAGACCAGGGGACUGACACUCAAAUUCGACCGGAGAUGUUCGACACGAGACCUCCACUGAAUAUUGACAGCGAUGACCUUUCGUCUAAUAUGGCCGAAUUGCCCCCUCCCCAGGCUGGGCUUACUGAUAUUACAUUAUGCAUCAUACAGUACGAGAUAAUGACCCAUCUGUCUUGGACCGACAAAUCUUUUGGUUUGGAAGAGCAUCAGUCAACCUGGACAGAUGAACAAACCCCCUUAUCCAAGCUAGCAGCCAGUCUCGGGGAACGGUAUCUACACAAGUUUGAUCUGAAGAUUCCAAUUCAGUGGGUAACGGCUGUGAUCUUUCGUCUCACCCUAUCCAAAGCAUCGUUGGUCAAUCGUCUUUCUAAAGCAGCGAUGGAUAAAGAGCCCACUGCCACAGACGACGAAAUCUUCAGUCUGGCGGUGGAGAUCUUGAAGUUUUCCAGUCUGCUGCAGAACAAUGAAAUGUCGGCACCGUGGGCGUGGCUCUGCAGAAGCUACAAGCAGGAACAUGUCAUGGCCCUGAUCCUCUCUCAGCUCUGUUCUCGACCUAUAUCGGCCGAAACAGACCAUGCGUGGGACUUGGUGAAGGGGGUCUAUGACGAAUGGGAACAAGGGACACAGAAAACCAAUUCCCAGAUGCAGGAGCCUGUGUCGCGGCUUAUGGAGCGCGCCAGUAUCUCGAGGAGACUAAGAGGAGCUGUCGAGUGA
Aspergillus affinis is the source of this 1683-nucleotide messenger RNA. RefSeq names its product Zn(II)2Cys6 transcription factor. The coding region runs from base 1 to 1683 and encodes 560 amino acids. Gene Ontology annotation, molecular function: DNA-binding transcription factor activity, RNA polymerase II-specific; zinc ion binding; DNA binding. Gene Ontology annotation, biological process: regulation of DNA-templated transcription; DNA-templated transcription. The record is from RefSeq and is a predicted model, not a curated record. The transcript is spliced from 2 exons. Lineage: Eukaryota; Fungi; Ascomycota; Eurotiomycetes; Eurotiales; Aspergillaceae.